UUUAAGUGUGGCUUAAGUGUCCAAAACCUUUUUGGGGCCACUGUAUAUUCCUUUUCUAAAACACAAGUGUUGUUUGUUUGACAGAUUUUAAUUGCCCCACCUAAAGGCAAUUUGGUCACUGUACUUUGGGGAGUCCCAUACAUUAUAGAAGGGAUUUUUGAGGCAUUUGACUCAUGGGGCUUAAUAUUAUAAGUCUACUUUAAAGGAAUUUUCCUUGUAAUCUGCACUCCCUCUUACAUAACCACAGGGAGAACUCAUAGGAGGAAUGGGUACUUUCAUUGUGCAUGUGCAAAAAAUAAGGAAUAUGCUUCUCUACUAAAGAUUGUUCGUUGAUCCCUGUUAGCCUUUAAAAUCUGCUGACAGAUCAGCCAGAGUAUUGCAUUUAUUCUUCACUGUUAGGAUACUGAUCAACCUGAAAACUAGGUAAUGAACACACUGGUCAGAGCUGUGUCCAGGGAUCUAGUGGUUGCAUGUGUCCUUUUACAUACAUGGUGUGGAGAAUGGCCUCUUGUUUAUUUAGUGCUUUAAAGAGCCUUUCAGUUGUCAAAGUCAAUCAGACUUGUUAGUUUUUGGCCCACUGUUCUCGACCAGAAACCCUUAGGCAAAGAGUUAAAAAGAGCCCCCUGGCUUUCCAUGUGAAUUCCUUUCACAGACGUUUUCUUUUUUUCUUUUUUUCUUCUUCUUUUUCUCUGAACAGUUGGAGUUUUAAAUGCAAGUCGUGAAAUGAUGUGGGCAGUAAGACACCGCUGUUGCACUGACAGUCUGCUUCUGAUCGCACUGAACUACACAAGCUCCGCCUGUGUGAAUGAGACAGGACAGAGAGUCAUCUCACAUGAUAGUGCUUAGAGGCAGCUCUCUUUGGUGGUCUUUGUAGUGGUGGGCUGUCUAUAAACUUACUCUAUUGCACUGUGAAUUUGAAAAAGAAUCACAUGCAGGCUGGAGAGAAGCCCAAGUUUCUAUAAAACUGUGGACAUUCCGCUUCAACCUGGUGUAAUGGCGAGGAUAUUUGCCUUCCUGGGCGGCUCUACUCGCACAUGCAUACUGGUCUUGACCUUUGCCUUCCUGGUGUGUGAGAUUGUGUUUGGCCAAAUCUGCAGAUCCAUCCUCAUCAUAGUGGACAGCUUCCACACACUCUACAUGUUCAUACAUAUGGCUCUGUCUGGAUUAAAGCAUCAGCCAAAAGCCUCUGUCACUAACCCCAUCUUCUCCUCUCCCUGCUUCCCAGAGUCACACAAAUCUGUUCCUCACUCUCCCUUCUCAGCUGGUACCUCCACAACCUCUGGCCCAUCCCUUUCAAACAUCUCCCUACCAGCCGACCCAGCUUCAGACCCAACUGGAGCGCCUAGUCCUCUACCUGAUGGGGAACACUACAGCAGGAUGCGUCUCAAGCCUUUUGGCAUCCUGAUCUCAUCUCUGCUGUUGGCCUCACAGUGUAUCUCCAUUAGUCUGGAGAUUCUCAACCACCUUGUGCAGCCAGAACCCAUUCAACACCUAUUCUUGUCCAUUGUAGUUGGGGCAGCUAGUCUGUUAUUCAAUAUAACAGUAUUGGCCUGGAGAAGCAGAACUAGAGUGAUGCAUAAAGCCAUUGAGGAGUUCAAUAAGUGUCCAGAACUGACAAAAACUGUCCCUCAUUCUGCAGCCGAAGAUAAAGAGAGAGCUCUCGAGGAUGAUGCGUUGAUGUUCUGCAACCCUGAAGCAUCUAGUGUUAUUGAUCCAGAUCAAGGAUAUCAGGACUGCCCUUCUUCAUGCUCUGAGUUGCCAAACCCCCACAUUAUUAAACCAGUUCUUGAGUCCAGUCCAGCUCAUAACUCCAUGCCCUACAUCUGUGAAAGUUCUCAGGAAGUUUUUCAGCCUACAAUCCAACAUCCAGAGGAACCUAUACACUCUACCUGCAUGGAUCCCACUGAUGUGCCUCUACGUAAGAGAUCCAGCUUUGAGAGACUGAAGACUGGCUGUAUCAGACACCUCAUCAGUGUGACCCAAGAGCUUCUGGGUUCAGUCUUCAUUUUGGUUAAUGGUCUUGUUUUCCUGCUCUUCGAACCACAAUGCCAUCGUCCUCACUCACACUGUCAUCUCCUGGUCUAUUUGGAUGCAAUUUUAUCCGUAGUUGUUGUGUUAGUUCUGUUGGCUACUGUCUUGCCCAAGCUCUAUCGCUAUGGAUUGCUUGUUCUCCAGGCAACCCCACUGCAUCUUUGUGUCAGUCAGGUGAGGCUUACUCUUGCUCGUAUUCCAGGUGUGUUGUCGGUCCACGAGCUGCACGUGUGGCAGCUCUCAGAUGCGUGUAUGGUGGCGUCCGUGCAUGUCCACUGCCCAGGAGGAUUGAAAGCAGCAGAGUGCUCAGAUCUAAUGGUGAAGAUCACAGGGGUGCUGAGCACUUUUGGCAUAAACCACUGCACCGUGCAGCCUGAGUUACUCACCUCAGACAGGAAUGAUGCUGUGGUCAGUGAACAGGUAUCUGUGAAACCUGUUUGCAGCUUGCGCUGUGGGCAGGAGUGUGCUGAGAAGCUCUGCUGCUCUCCACGGGUGGAGAAAUCCUGCUCUCUCCAAAAGGAUGGCUCCACCUCUCCCAAGAAGGGAAGUUCUGACUGUCCCCAGGAGUUGAGUUCCUGCUGUCUCCAGGAGGAAAGCUUGUCUCCUGCGCCCUCUAGUGUUGGCAUGAUUAGAGACAUUGUUAUUGAGAACACAUACCUGUGAUGGAAUCAAUGGGUCAAGAUGGGUAAUAAGCAAUGGCCAGUUAGCUGGAAGAUGCCGUAACUAGACCAUCUGGUUCCAAAGAGCAUCUUUCUCCAUUGUCAGCCAUACUAAAUUAGCUACAUAUUCUGACCAAAUUCAUUUUUUGCAAACAACAUGUAUAUUGCUAAUAUUUAAUUAAAGAAUAAUGGAUGAUUUACCGGUCCACAUUUUUUUUUUUGUGUGUGUUGUUUUUGUUUUUGUUUUUGUUUUUGAAGGGCUUUUUUGCAUUGGAGAAGAAGGCUGCAUCUCUCUUGUUGUUCUGUAAAUACAUGAUGGAUUUCUAUUACUAUAGUGGUCAAACACUGAUCAAGAGCUAAAGUUUAAAACAAAUAUAGAAACAAAAAAAUUAAAGAGCAAAAAGCAGGGGAGAUUCUUACAACUGUUAUCUCAGUCAUCAUGGAGUUAAAAACACUGACCACACAAAAUGUAAUAAACCCCAGAUGCAUCCUUAUGGUUUGAGAGAUUAACAAUAAACUGGAUUUUUUGGACACUUAGAUGCAUCCAUUUCAUCACUAUGUAUCUUAUAAUACUUUUAGCAAUGAAAUGAAAGAAUGAAUUAAUCUACUAAAGCAAAAAUUGGCAGUAAGUUCGCUUUGGUGGUAAAAUCCAAACAAUUUGCCCAAAUAGCAACCACUUGUUUUGAUGUGCUUCAGGAAUAUGAGUGCAGCUGUUCUUCCUGGCCAGUCCAUCCUGCAGUUGUACGUGAUAAGGGAUGUAUUUCCCACAGUCUCUAAAACACAGACUUCAGACUUGCACCAGACAGACAUUAAGCGUUGUUCCUCACUCAU
Myxocyprinus asiaticus (Chinese sucker) is the source of this 3521-nucleotide messenger RNA. Its product is annotated as zinc transporter 10-like. NCBI's taxonomy places the organism in Eukaryota, Metazoa, Chordata, Actinopteri, Cypriniformes, Catostomidae. Bases 994 to 2694 code for a protein of 566 amino acids. Gene Ontology annotation, molecular function: zinc ion transmembrane transporter activity; calcium channel inhibitor activity. Gene Ontology annotation, biological process: zinc ion transmembrane transport; intracellular zinc ion homeostasis; detoxification of zinc ion. The record is from RefSeq and is a predicted model, not a curated record. Gene Ontology annotation, cellular component: Golgi apparatus; endoplasmic reticulum. The transcript has 4 exons.